This is a messenger RNA of Vanessa atalanta (red admiral), 1918 nucleotides long. It is a transcript of the gene Mtl, whose product is annotated as ras-related C3 botulinum toxin substrate 1. The transcript is spliced from 6 exons. NCBI's taxonomy places the organism in Eukaryota, Metazoa, Arthropoda, Insecta, Lepidoptera, Nymphalidae. Gene Ontology annotation, biological process: small GTPase-mediated signal transduction. Bases 150 to 737 code for a protein of 195 amino acids. The record is from RefSeq and is a predicted model, not a curated record. Gene Ontology annotation, molecular function: GTPase activity; GTP binding.
AGCAUCCAUCUUUCAAUGCGUUUUUUCAGUUUUACGAUCAGAUUUUGGUAUUUAUGUCCGGAAUUCUAUAAAUAAAAGUAAACAUAUUAGUAAGAGCACGCCUAAGUGCUAAAAUAACUACUAACUUAAUACAAUAUCAGUAUAAAAAGAUGUCGUCAGGAAGACCUAUUAAAUGUGUAGUUGUGGGUGACGGAACUGUCGGAAAAACUUGUAUGCUAAUAUCAUAUACAACAGACAGUUUUCCCGGAGAAUAUGUUCCAACAGUAUUUGAUAAUUACUCUGCGCCAAUGGUGGUGGAUGGAGUGGCAGUGUCGUUAGGACUUUGGGAUACAGCUGGACAAGAAGAUUACGAUAGACUGCGACCUUUAAGUUACCCACAAACAGAUGUCUUCCUGAUAUGCUUUAGUGUGACAAGUCCCUCUUCAUAUGAGAAUGUUACUUCAAAGUGGUAUCCUGAAAUAAAACAUCAUUGUCCUGAUGCUCCUAUUAUAUUAGUUGGCACAAAAAUUGAUUUAAGGGAUGACCGUGAGACAUUAAGCCUCCUCUCAGAACAAGGCAUGUCUCCUUUAAAGCGAGAACAGGGUCAAAAGCUCGCUAAUAAAAUACGAGCUGUCAAAUAUAUGGAAUGUUCUGCCUUGACACAGCGUGGUCUUAAGCAGGUAUUUGACGAAGCUGUCCGCGCAGUAUUAAGACCAGAACCACAGAAGAGACACCAGAGGAAGUGUUUAAUCAUGUAAAUAUGGCACACACUAUGACAAAAGUAUGAUAAUGUCACAUAAUGCAGGAAUCUCAAGGCAACAGUAAUAAUAUGUUUCUACACCAAUGACAGGAUGUUAAUUUGUUCCUGAAGUACCUAAAUCACAAAGUUUUUUUUAUUCAUUGCAAUGUGCCAUAACACAAUUUCGAAAUAUAUGAUGUUGUCUUAAUUUACUUUAAACUAUCAACAUCACGGAACAUGUGAAUACUUCUAUGUUUACUGCUUUUUAAGCAAAUGGAAACAAAUGCCAAAGAUUUAUGAAUAGAUGUAAGUUUCAAUAUUUUUUAGUUUUCGAUAUGGUUGGAAACAAAUUGUUACUGUUAAUGAUACUGAGAAAUGAUAAUAUUAUUUUUAUAAUAUUAUGCAAAUGACCUCAAUAAUUUUGAAGUUUUGAACUAUAUUCUUAUGCAAGAUGUGAGUAAGGACUGAAAUUAGUUACGAAGCUAGUUAUGUGUACAACAUACUCAAGUAAAUGUAAUUUCUUAGUUGCGAGAGUAAAUAUUUUGUAUUGACAGGCAUUUAUAUAACAAUCAGCAUUUUGAAAUAGUUUUCAUUUAUACAUAAAGUACGAUUUAGGAAAUAAUAUUUUAGGCACAUGUUUAGUAGACCUAAGCUAGAUACAUACUACUGACGUUAUACCGCUAUGAUGUUUUUGCCUUAAGAAUUGAUGUUUAUUCUCAGGGUAGGCUUACACUACAAAAUGAAAAAUGACAAAGAUUUUAAAGUAAUAGUUUUUAGUACUAAUAAAACUCGAAUAAGAAUUUAAAGAUUGAAUGAAACAUGGUUUGUUUAUAAUAAUUAUUAAACCUUUUCUGAUAUUUUCUUAUACUCGUAUGUGUUUAUAAUAAUUCUAGUAACGAUUUUUGAAGUAGUAAUCUAUAGUUUCAUUGUCGUUUAAACACAUGACAAAAUCGAAAGUGUUUUAUAGUCGUUUUUAGGUCAAAUAUUUUUGUAUGUGAAAAACAUAGCUUAAGAAAAAAGGCAUUUAGUGUGAUUAUACCGCAUCGAUAUUACUCAAAUAUUUUAUAGACUGCUUUGAGUUACAGGUGACGCUUUGAAAUUAUUGUGUAUAUAAACUUUAAUUAUUUAUAUUGUAAGAACAAAUGCGCAAUUUACAAAUAAAAUCUUAUUGUAAUAUGUACUGCACUUUAUAAAUUAUUG